CUCGUCUCCCAAUGCCGUCCGCAUGCACAAGGUCGUGAACUUCUACGAGAAGCUGCCUCGUGGCGCCGCUCCCGAGCCCGAGGGCAAGGGCCUCAUCGGACGUUACCAGAAGAAGCACUUCGGCAAGAACGCAUCAGGCAGGCCUCUCCUCCACGUGUUCGGCUUCCUGAUUGCGUUUGGCUACGCCCAGAACUACUACUUCCAUCUGCGCCACCACAAGAACAACGUCCACGCCUAGAGAUGAUCGAGGUGGAGUGACUGGACG
Molecule: messenger RNA, 265 nt
Organism: Dothidotthia symphoricarpi CBS 119687
Lineage: Eukaryota; Fungi; Ascomycota; Dothideomycetes; Pleosporales; Dothidotthiaceae
Exons: 3
Coding region: 23-238 (71 amino acids)
Biological process (GO): proton motive force-driven ATP synthesis
Source: RefSeq, a predicted model, not a curated record